AUGCCGCCAGCACCACUGAAGAAGAAGGUCCCACUCCAGUUUCCGGCGUGGCUGGUGGUGCAAGAAGACACACUUGCUGACAACCUAUUCCAGCAAAGCCAAUUGGCCUUAGAUCGGUCCACCAGAGAAGAAAUCCCCUGGUUGUCAGAAGCGCAGUAUUGCAUACCUGUUGCGGAGAAGGACUCGCUUCCCCAUGCUAGCGAAGGGACCAGGAGCUACAGCGAUGUACAGGAGUCAGCCCAAUUCCUAGCUGGCUCUGCUUUUUCCAAGUCUAUUCUUUCUGCGCUGACUGGCAAAAUCGAGCUACCCAACAAGCUCAUGGGAGUGUGCAAUGUCACCCCGUACGACAGCUAUCUGGAGAAGACGUGCUUGAAUUGGGGUACAACAGCUGCUGAUGGAAACUCCAUGGCAAGCCUAUCAGUUUCGAAAACACCUCAGCUCACUAGCUAUUGUGAGAAGAUCAUCGCUCUCGAGUUGCUGCAGGACUGGAAGAAUGGCAAGCAUUGCAUGGGUGAUGUUCGGCCGUAUGAAAAGGACCCAGUACCUCUCAGCAACACUGUGGACCCCAAUGACUUUGGCUUCGAAAUGGUCUCUGUGUCCAAAACUGGCAAUGGAUCUGGGUGGGGAAGGUACAAAAUCCAGCUUCCCACAAACAUCAGACAGCUCUAUGCAUCGGACGUCGUUCAUGGGGCAGAAUGGCGUGAAAUUAUUGCAGAGUUCGACAAAAAGUUCGAUGUCAACGUGGCCACUGCCCCUGUCUCCACGGCUGUGGUUCCCCACGAAGAACCGGAAGAUGAAGCCAUCGAGCCUUGGGCAGAGCCAUCGACCUUGGACGCACUUACUGAGAAGUACAAUUUGGAGGCCAAAGUAUCUCCAGAGAUAUCUUCGCGUGAGAAGGACACGAAGACCAACAACCCAUCGCUAAGUGCAGAGAUGCUGCAUGACCUUCAUGGGAAGAUUGCCAGUGCGAAGAAAGAUGACAAGCAGAAAAGAUCAGAUGAGAAAAAAGCAAUGAAGGCACAGGCAAAGGAGGAUGAGAAGAAGCGAAGCACACUGAAAGAAGAAGUCAAGCGAAAGAGGAAGCCAAAGGCGUCAGAUGAAAAGGAGGAGGAGGAGGAGGAGGUGUCAGCCAAGCCAAAGGAGAAGUCAAAAACCAAGAGAAAUGAUAUGGACCAGGAGAAACCGAAAAGAACCAGAGGAGCAAAAGGGGAACCAGCAGACAAGCGAGAGAAGCCAAUGGACCAAGAGGACAAGCUAAAGAGAAAACGCAGUGUGGCACUGGAGGAACCAGAGAAGCCCAAGGAAGAGAAACCAAAGAGAAAACGAACUGUGCCAAAGGAAACGAAGCCAAAGGAAGAGAAGCCAAAGGAAGAGAAGCCAAAGGAAGAGAAGCCAAAGGAAGAGAAGCCAAAGGAAGAGAAGCCAAAGGAAAAGAAACCAAAGGAAGAGAAGCCAAAGGAAGAGAAGCCAAAGGAAAAGAAACCAAAGGAAGAGAAGCCAAAGGAAGAGAAGCCAAAGAGAAAGCCACGUGGGGCAGGAAAGGAGAAUGAUCGGAGUGGCAAGAAGAAGGAGUCGGAAAAGGAGAAGCGUCAGAAGCGUGCAGCCAGAGCUCGUCAGCUUGUUGCGGAAUUGCAAGCAAUUCGCCAGAGAAAGGCGUCACAAGACAAUGGAAAUGAGGAUCGUCACAAGACAGGAGAAGUCUGGGAUGAAUAUGCUCAAAAAUGUGCUGCAGCAGACAUGUAUCAUCUGAAGUCAAUGGGCGCAGAAUCAGAAGCUGCACCUGCCAAGCCUCGGGACAAGUCUCUCUCUAUCAAGGAGGCUGCCAAACGAGCGACACAAAAUGCUUCAGCCCAGCAGUCAGCCACAAAGGGGCGUGGCAGGGGACGUGGGAAGCCUGCUGGAGCAAAGCCAAAGAAGCCAGAAGAUGACCCACUGGAUUCUGAUGAGGAGAUUAACCGCUCUGAGGAUGAGAAGGUUGCCAGAAAACUUGACUUUGAAGAAGAAGCUGCCUCGGACUCGGACGCAUCUACUUUGGUGCUUGGGCAAGAAGAGAAAGCCACCAGGGGGAAGGCGAAGGCGAAGAGCAAGGCAAAGGCCGCUCCUGCAACAUCAUCGAAGUCGAAGGCGAAGGGUCUUCAGCUGGUCUAUCAAGAACACCUCAAGAGCACCAUCUCCCAGCUGAAGAAGGACCACCCGGAUUGGUCAGGCAAGGAGUGCUUGAAACAAGCUCGAGCUUUGUGGCGGGAGCAUCCAGAUCGUGUGAACAGCAUGAAGCACAUGAGUGCCUCAGAAUUGUCUCGCAGACGACUGAAAGUCAAUGUCUCAAAUCCCUCUAACCCAGCUGGUGCGCCUGGUGCAAACGGCAUCGAGGAAGCACCAGAACGAAGUCCUGCAGAUGUGCCAGAGAAGUCCCCUGUCCAGCAAUUGCCCUUCAAGCCCUACCAUCCUGCCUUGACAGGUGAGCUUGAUCGAAUCAUGGCUUGCUCCUGGUCAUCGGAUUUGGAACCCGUCGUGCUCGAGAUCACUGAAGAAGAUUCUAAGAAGACUUCAGACUCCGACAAAUGCAGCCUCAAAGAACUGUUUGACGAACUGAGUGAAACAGUGGCAGACUUUACCGUGAAUGGGCACACCAUGGAGAAACCCUCGGCUGUAGCGGCAGGGAGCGCUGACCCGGAGGGUAGGCUGUGCUUGCCGCGGCCUCCGCCGGACGCCACGACUAAAGUGUUGCAAUUCUUAGCGGAGCACAGCCGAGCUGCACGGGUCUUUGAGACGUCCAAAACAUGGUCCGCUAGCCGGAAGAGGCUUCUCCUUUCCUGGCUCUGCGACUUUGUUCACAUCGAGAACGACCGUAUAGGCGACGAGGAGAACGCGAACGGCUCGCCCCGGGAGGAGAAAGGCGGGUGCGUCGCGACCAGGUUGUUCGACCUGACGGACAUCUCGUUCUUCGAGCUCGACCGGCUCUUCGCCCGGAGCGCGAAGACCCUCAAGCGCCGCCAGAAGAAGCGGAAGCCGCGGAGGGCCGAUGGCGAAAGCAGCUCCUCCGAGCGCUCUCGGUCACCCCCGAGGAGAGGCUCCCUUCGAAUGGGUGGCCGCGUGCUGCCGCAGACGGGCGGCUUCACCGAUAAGGUGGGCAAAGUGGAACGGACCAUCGUGGUGACCGCGAUCCCCUACGGCGCCGAUGAAAAGAUCAUCUUCAAGCACUUUAGCAAGUGUGGCCUCAUCGAGGACUUGCAGAUGCUUUACAAUCGAAAGGGAAUGCCCACGGGUGUGGCCAUCAUCGAGUUCUCCUUGGAGGAGCCCGUGCAGCGCGCGACCACGCUGCCGUCGCCCUUCAACGAGAUCCUCGGCCAGGUGGUCCAGGCGAAGCGGGCAGACGCACAGAUUCCGAAGAAGGAUCCAGGGCCCAAGAGAACUCUCACGCGCCAGCAGUUCACACAGCAGGUGCUGAGUGGCUUAAUGAAGCCAUCAGAAGAGAAGAUGAAUAUGAGGAAACUGCACAUUAAGAACCUCCGUCCCGUCGUCAGGGACGACGACUUGCGCAGUAUCUUCAAGCCCUUUGGGGAGUUUGAGGAUUUCCUCAUGGGCAGCGGCGAGUGUUGGAUCACCUUCAAAAAUCACAGCGAUGCCCAGGAUGCGAUGACCUCCAUGCAGGGAUUCCAGUUGGUCGGCCAGGAGCUCAGCAUCAGCAUGCUCUCAGUGAGCAUAGCCAAGAGCACCGAAGCGCCCAAAGACGCAGAGGCGGAGAAAAAGCCGAAGCCCUUGGAUCUGAAGAACGAUUCAGACUUCGGCGCGACGGGCUCGGGCGUGUCCAACGUGCACAACCGCAUCGAAGUGAUGAAGAAGCUCUUGAAGGCCCACAGCGGCAGCGGCAUCCCCACCGUGGUGGGACUGCCAGUGCCCUCAGAGCCUCCUGCAGAUGGCGCGGCGCCCGCAGCUCCCCCCGCAGCGCCGGCGCCGACGGCGGAGCUGCCGCCGGCGCCGAAGCCGGGAAACUCGACCAGCUGCACCUUGCUGCUGCAGAAUAUGUUCAACCCUGGGAAGGUGGACUUGGCCUCGGACCCCAAGUUCUACGAGGCAUUGCGGGAGGACACCCACGAGGAGUGUGCCAAGCAGGGAAAGGUGGUUCACGUCACGGUAGAUCCUCGUGGCACCGCAGGAUUGAUCUACGUCCUCUAUGAAACCCCCCAGCAGCGGCUGGCGGGUGAGCUGGCGCUGAACGGUGCCUGGUUCGAGGGGAAGAAGAUCAUCGCCACAGGAAUCGACGAUUCCAUUUGGCAAGACCUGGCAGCUCAAGCGCAGCCAGCUGUGAAGCAAGAACCCGCCGCAGACGCGUGA
Durusdinium trenchii is the source of this 4335-nucleotide messenger RNA. The record is from the annotation of a GenBank genome assembly. NCBI's taxonomy places the organism in Eukaryota, Dinophyceae, Suessiales, Symbiodiniaceae.